AUGGCCGCUACCGCCCCCGAACAAGCUGGCACCUCAGCCGAAACCCAACCUAGACAACCCAUCUGGUUGAGAUGCGAGAAGAAACCUUUCGAACAUCGAUCAGCUUUGACCCCUACCACCGCUAAGACUCUACUCGACAACAACUUUGAAGUAUUUGUCGAGAGAGAUCCUCAAAGAAUCUUCGACGAUGCUGAGUUUGAAGCCGUCGGCUGUAAGCUCGUUCCCAAUAACGAAUGGCCCAGUGCCCCCGUCGAAGUUCCUAUCAUCGGUUUGAAGGAGCUUCCCGAGUCCACUGACCCCCUUCCUCACACUCAUAUCCAAUUCGCCCAUUGUUACAAGCAACAAGGUGGUUGGACUGAUGUUCUUCGAAGAUUCCAACAAGGCAAAGGAACAUUGUACGAUCUUGAAUUUCUUGAAGAUCCCGAAUCCAGAAGACGAGUAGCAGCAUUCGGUUUCCAUGCAGGUUUCGCUGGUGCUGCCGCAGGUGCAUUGGCUCUUGCAGCUCAGCAGAAAGAUGGCGGUAAAGGUGUCUUGAAGGGAUUGAAGCCCUAUAAGAACGAAGACGCUAUGGUAGCUGAAGUAUCCGAAGCAUUAGAAAGCGUAGAAGGUGGAAAGAACAACGUCAAAGUGCUCGUCAUAGGUGCUCUUGGUAGAUGUGGAAGUGGCGCUGUUGACCUUUUCAGAAAGGCCGGUUUGACUGAGGAAAAUAUCGUUAAAUGGGAUAUGGCUGAAACUGCUAAAGGUGGACCUUUCCAAGAAAUUCUUGAUGUCGACAUUUUCGUCAACUGUAUCUACCUCUCCAAGCCAAUUCCUAAAUUCAUAACUUCUGAAUUCAUGGCCAAAGCAGGAGACAGUCGAAAGCUCGCUGUCGUCGUUGACGUUUCAUGCGAUACUACCAACCCUCACAACCCUAUCCCAAUUUAUGAUAUCAACACCACUUUCCCUGAACCUACCGUUGCGGUUGAUACCAAGGGUGUAGGUAGAAGAUGUACUGUAGUUUCAAUUGACCACUUACCUACUCUUUUACCUCGAGAAGCUUCAGAACAAUUCUCAGCGGAUUUAUUACCCUCAUUGCUUAAAUUCCCUCAAAGAACCUCUGAACCAGUGUGGACCAACGCAGAAAAGCUGUUCAAGCAGAAAUUGGAAGAAGCUAGAGUUGAUGAUGAAAAAAAUGGUAUCAAAGCUUAA
This is a messenger RNA of Kwoniella shivajii, 1188 nucleotides long. RefSeq lists its product as uncharacterized. Gene Ontology annotation, cellular component: cytoplasm. The record is from RefSeq and is a predicted model, not a curated record. The transcript has 6 exons. NCBI's taxonomy places the organism in Eukaryota, Fungi, Basidiomycota, Tremellomycetes, Tremellales, Cryptococcaceae. Gene Ontology annotation, molecular function: saccharopine dehydrogenase (NAD+, L-lysine-forming) activity. The coding region runs from base 1 to 1188 and encodes 395 amino acids.